Molecule: messenger RNA, 1098 nt
Organism: Rotaria sp. Silwood2
Lineage: Eukaryota; Metazoa; Rotifera; Eurotatoria; Philodinida; Philodinidae
Source: the annotation of a GenBank genome assembly
AUGAAUUUAAUACCGCUAAAUAUUCUAAGUGCAGCAAAAACAUUGAUUUCAAUUGGUCGUGUGUAUUUUGAUAUGGCUCAGUAUGAUGUCGCUAUAGAAUAUUUUACUAAUGCUCAUAACGUAUUUGAAAAAAAUAUGCCGAUUGAAAAUAGAGCGGUUGCAGUAAAUCUUCGUGUUAUAGGCUCCUGCUUCUUUAUAAAAGAUGAACUUGAAAAAGCAAUGGAAUAUUAUGAAAAAGCUUUAGAUAUAUGUGAAAAGGUUUUACCAAAUGAUCUUCCGCUUAUAGCUUCAAUCUUAAAUGGAAUAGCUGUCAUAUAUUAUAGAAGAGGUGAUUAUGAACGCUCGAAAGAAUAUCAAAAAAAAUCUUUAAAUAUAAAUGAAAAGAUUUUUCCAUCUGAUCAUAUUUUUAUUACCAUGGAUUACAAUAAUUUAGCAAAACUUUAUUAUAAAUGUGGCAAGCACGAUACAUCACUCGAGUAUAAUUAUAAAGCUUUAGAAAUAAGAGAAAAGGUGUUUGGAAUGGAUAAUCAACAUAUUGCAAGAAGUCUUAAUCAUAUUGGAAAAAAUUAUUACAGGUUAAAUGAAUAUGAUCGUGCAUUAACCUAUUAUGAGAAAGCUUUAAAUAUGCUACAGCGUAUUGUACCAACUAAUCAUAUGGAAAUUGCUUAUACAUUAAAGAAUUUUGGUGAAAUAUUUUUGAAAAAAUCAGAUUAUAUUCAAGCUUUAGAAUAUUUCGAAAAAGCAUUGGAAAUAUACAAACAAGCGUUUAAAAAAGAUCAUCGUGACAUAGCUAAAUGUCUUAAUUAUAUUGGUAAAGUAUAUUUUAAAAAAGAUGAAUGUGACCUAGCAUUCGAAUAUUAUUCAAAAGCGUUAAAUAUGUGGAACAACACAUCAUCAGUUAAUCAUCCUGAUACAGCUGCAUCAUUAAAGAAUAUUGGUGAUUAUUAUUUUAGAAAAAAUAAUUAUCAUAAAGCUUUACAAUAUUUUAUACAAGUUUUAGAAAUUUAUGAAAAAAUUUUCCCGUAUAAUCAUCAAACUAUCUUAAAAAUUCGUAAUAACAUAAAUGUAACAAAAAAACGGAUUGAAAUGUUUGGUUAG